This is a messenger RNA of Trachemys scripta elegans, 2673 nucleotides long. RefSeq names its product DNA meiotic recombinase 1 (gene DMC1). The record is from RefSeq and is a predicted model, not a curated record. Gene Ontology annotation, molecular function: DNA strand exchange activity; single-stranded DNA binding; ATP binding. The coding region runs from base 842 to 1870 and encodes 342 amino acids. Gene Ontology annotation, biological process: chromosome organization involved in meiotic cell cycle; mitotic recombination; DNA strand invasion. NCBI's taxonomy places the organism in Eukaryota, Metazoa, Chordata, Testudines, Emydidae. Gene Ontology annotation, cellular component: nucleus; condensed nuclear chromosome. The transcript is spliced from 14 exons.
AUGAGUCCCGCCUGCUGCUGCGGGGCUGAGAGCGGCCAGUUCAGUGGGCGUCGCUUCCGGCCCUAGCUCGCUGCGCCUGGCCAGGGCCUGUUCGCCUCGCGCAGACAAGUAGCGCUGCUGUGGCGUCUGCUCGGCUGAGUCCCGGGCUCACUGUGUAGCCAGAGUCAUGAUGUGGUUAGGUCGGCCUAACCCCCGCUGUUCUUCCAUCGACCCUGCUACGCCCUCUGGCAGAGGUGGAUUAAGUACAGCAAUGGAGAAACCCCUUCCAUUGGAGUAGGAAGCAGCUACAUGUCAGUACUGUAGUGGCACAGCUGCUGUAAUGUGUAAACCUACCGUGAGACGACAAGUAGGAUUUGCCCCUUUAUUUCUUUAACACGUAUCUUGGGAGGUGUAGAACUAAAUAGAGCGGGGCGGCAACUCUGGUUAGGGUUGGAGUAAUAUGGAAGGAUUCAUACUUUUUCCUUCUCAAGGCUCCCCCAACCCUAUGCGCAGCCCCCCGUUCUGUCUCAACCCUUUAUCUCCCGUCUCCACGCUCUGUUCCAUGUCCCGUGUGCUUGGAACCCUCCUUAUCUCGUUGUGCAAGACAAACAAUAAUGCAUGUCACACACAGGUGAAGACAAAACAUAUACUUCAAGAUAAAUUCAUCCUCUGGGUGCAUUUGGGCCUGAUUUUUUUUAGUUGGUCUGGAUAAGAUUUUAGGUAUAACUCCAGGUUGGCUGUGGGGCAGAGCCACAUUACCAUAGCAGGAGCACUGGAAGGCUCCCCAGAGAACAGGGGCAUGUCUACACUGCUCCACUUCUUAAUAGGUACUGACUGACGCCUUAUUGCCUGCUCUUUCACAAUGAAAGCCAUGGAGGAUCAAGUGGUACAAGAAGAACUAGGGUACCAGGAUGAUGAGGAAUCCUUGUUUCAGGAUAUUGACCUGUUACAGAAACAUGGAAUUAAUGUGGCUGAUAUUAAAAAGCUGAAGUCCGUGGGAAUCUGUACCGUCAAGGGGAUCCAGAUGACAACGAGGCGGGCAUUGUGCAAUGUGAAAGGGCUUUCAGAGGCCAAAGUGGACAAGAUCAAAGAAGCAGCCAACAAGCUAAUUGAACCAGGAUUCUUGACUGCCUUUGAGUACAGCGAGAAAAGGAAGAUGGUGUUCCAUAUCACCACUGGGAGCCAGGAAUUUGAUAAACUAUUGGGUGGUGGGAUUGAAAGCAUGGCAAUCACAGAGGCCUUUGGAGAAUUCCGAACAGGCAAAACCCAGCUUGCCCACACCCUUUGUGUGACAGCUCAGCUUCCAGGAGCAGAUCGCUACACAGGAGGAAAAAUUAUCUUCAUUGAUACUGAAAACACUUUCCGUCCAGAUCGUCUUCGUGACAUCGCUGAUCGCUUCAAUGUAGACCAUGAUGCAGUGCUUGACAAUGUGCUGUAUGCACGAGCAUAUACCAGUGAACAUCAGAUGGAGUUGCUUGACUAUGUAGCAGCCAAAUUCCAUGAGGAAGCUGGCAUCUUCAAGCUAUUGAUCAUUGACUCCAUAAUGGCGCUCUUCCGUGUAGAUUUCAGUGGCCGUGGGGAGCUGGCUGAACGGCAACAGAAACUUGCUCAGAUGCUAUCAAGGCUCCAGAAAAUCUCAGAAGAAUAUAAUGUGGCUGUAUUUGUGUCCAAUCAGAUGACUGCUGAUCCAGGAGCAACUAUGACUUUUCAGGCAGACCCUAAGAAGCCCAUUGGCGGCCACAUCCUUGCUCAUGCUUCAACCACAAGAAUUAGUUUGCGGAAGGGAAGGGGGGAGUUGCGUAUUGCCAAGAUAUAUGACAGCCCUGAGAUGCCUGAAAAUGAAGCUACGUUUGCAAUAACCGCUGGAGGGAUUGGGGAUGCCAAAGAGUAGAUGGAAAACUGAUGCAAAUCUGCAUUUGAAAACAGCCCAUGCACCUCAGAUGAAGCCAUGGUAUCCAAGGUCUGACUCCUUGGUUACUUAGUGUUUUUCAUGCACAGUUUGGAAAGUUUAGAAUUAGAAGAAUGCUGGGAAGAGCUUUUUAGGUAUCAUAUUUCAAUAAUCUUAACAGUUCCUGGUUCACCUUAGUGCUAUUUUAAAAUGAUCUUUCAAGCAGCCAGAAGUUGAAAAAGCACAGAAAUGUGACUUAUUCAAGGAAUACCUUCCUUGUGGUUCAGGAGAAGCAAAGCUGUUUUGUCACAUGGGCUUAAUGUGCACUUUUUAUAGUUUCUUGGGAAAGGAAUGUCUUUGGAAUAGAAUAUAAUGGCAUGGAAUGGAACAGCAUUGAAACCCAGUUUUUAAAAAAUAAUGAGUAGACAGAGGGAAAGUGCAGUGAAAGAGAGACAAGAAUAGGUGAACUUGCUAAUGUUUCAUUGACAGUAGAGGAAUGAUAGUUGCUUGAAAAGAUUUUUAGAAAUCUUGAUUAGAUUAUUUAUUUGUUUUUAAAGUGCCUGUAUUUCUGUUUUGGAAUAUUUAAAGCUGUUGUCUAUUUUUUUAUAUCUAUGAAAAAUGCUAAAUUAAAACAUCUCUCUUCUUUAUGCUUGUGUGCAAUACAGCCAACACAUAGUUUGAGUGAAACCCUGGUUCUGUGAGUAGUCUCGCUGAUUUUGUUGUGAAAAUUUGCAUGAGUAAACUAAUGGGAUGUAGCCUAACAUUAUAAUACUUCAAAUAUUUUUUAAAAAUAAAGAAACAGUAUA